Messenger RNA from Scheffersomyces stipitis CBS 6054, 2391 nucleotides. RefSeq lists its product as uncharacterized. NCBI's taxonomy places the organism in Eukaryota, Fungi, Ascomycota, Pichiomycetes, Serinales, Debaryomycetaceae. Bases 1 to 2391 code for a protein of 796 amino acids. The record is from RefSeq and is a predicted model, not a curated record. The transcript has a single exon.
AUGUCAACAUAUAAUCCUAGGAAGAAAGCAGACAGUGCUUCCAACGACCUACCCACGACAGGGCCACCAUCUCAUCGUGCUAUAUACAAUGCAAUUCAUCUACCGACAACAUUCAAUCUAUUGCGAUACAAACAUUUCAGUUCCAAGUCAUUUUCUAGUCGGCCGGAAAACCCCACCAGAUCAGGACUUCCGUCAGAUCCAGCCUCAAAUUCAUCGAAUACUUCACUGAACUCAAAUUCGAGUCUGCAAUUUGGGUCCAGCAAGUAUGCCCGAUCGAUGGAUCUAAUGGAGAAGCAAUUACUUAAUCGGUUGAAUUUCAGAACUUUUAAUUCAGACUCAAUUCUUGUAAUUAAUGCUGUACUAGCCCUCACAGCUUACUACAUGCGCUCAAACUGCUUAAAAGCAUUCAGUAAUUUUGGAUCUAAUGAUCCACAACAAAUUCAAAAUUACCAGCAAUUUAGAAACUUUCUCAUCAAGAUAUCUGCAAAGUACUACGGCAUUGCCAUCCAUAAGCUAAGAACAAUGCUUUCCAGAAAGGAUUAUAAUGUAACCAUCGCGAUCAUUGUGCUGUCUUUUAUGAACAAAAUAUCCAUCUAUGAAGAUGCUGACUUGAACCAAUCAGUUACAUUUUCAAAAGGUGUCAUAGGCAUAUUCAAUGACAUCUUGUCUAACUUCAAACAGUCAAACGCUCGAUUUCUCAGAUUGUUUAAUAUAUCAAAUGAAUCGUCAUAUACCAGUGCGAACGACGUAUCUUGGAUUAUCAAUUUCCUAGUGUUUGCUUCGAAGUCGAUAUUUUUCCCUACAUAUGACCCAACCAUCCUAUUGGAAUAUAACCAAACAUUAAUUGAAUACAGAGACAUACUUCAUGAACUAAAUAGACAGGGAAUACAACCGUCCCAACAUGUCAUAUUUAAUUUCAACCACCUCUUCAGUUACACCCAACAAUUACUCUUGUUUAUUCAAUCGCAUAACACUAAUAACAUCAACCAAUAUCCAAUUUUACUCUACAAGUUGUUGCGGCAUUGGUUGAUUAUUCUCCCAUCAAAAGUUCAUGUGCUCGAGUAUCUAUCCGAUCCGUUGGAAAAGACCUUGAUGUACUUAUUCCGUACUUUAACAAAAAUCCUUGAUAACCUUUUCCCGUCUGUGAUAUUCUACUUUUUACAUACAUUCAGUGGAGGCUUGUCAUUAUGGUAUGAACCUAAUUACGAAUUAGACCCAAAAAUAGUAACCCCACAGGAAAUGUCAUCAUUUCCUACUCCCAUUCAACAUCACUUGAUUAGGAUUACUAUUUACAGUGUUCGAGUCUGUACAUUUUUUCAGAAGCGAAGUAACAUAUUACUGAUCUUUUUUGGGGACCAAAGAUUGAAACAAGAAUUGUCACCACAAAUUAUCCAGGCUAACAUCAAUGAAGUCAUGAUAAAAGCUUUCAAAAAAACAAAAAUAAGGCUCUAUCAUUACAUACAUUUGCCUAAUGUAGUGCAGUUCACAAAGACGAAUGUUAUCUUUGAUAAUAUACAACAAAGAUUCGGUGCCAAGAUGCUCUACUACUACAACCAAGGACAUUACGACCAUUUCAUGUCUAAAAAUUCGGACAAAUCGUAUAAUAAUGUGUUCAAGAAAGACUCGAUAGAUCCUAUCAUAAACUUUCAUAUGAAUAAUAUAUCUCAAAGCGGGUUUGAAACUGCCAACGAUAACAAGAGAUUUGGUAGUAUGGACGGAUCUAGCUCGUUCUCAUCGUCCACUACUGCUUCACCGCCUGAUACUGGAAGAAGCGUGCCUGUUUCUCUUCCAUUUACAACCACUAUGGGAAGUUCUGCACCGAUAAACUACUACACUAUAUUCGAAGAUAAUUUUUCUCUGAUAUUGACGAAGAAACUUAGUCAAGAAUAUGAAGAUUUAUUUCGUUCUGGCGAUAAUUCGCUAUUUGUGAAUCCAGACAGUGCACCAUUCCUCGAUUUGCAGCUCAAUCCUCAAAACAGGUUAUUUUUCGGUGACAACGAUCCAUUACGAAUUGCCGAGAUCAGCACUGACAUCAUUUUCAAAAGACGACUUCAGAAUUUGUUCACUAAUACAGAAAUUUACAAUCUCAUAGUCAACUUGCACAACACGAGGAAUAGAAGACUAAGUGCAAUAAUGAGCGAACCGGCUUCCACCAUAAGUAUCUCUCGACAACCUUCUGUGACGUCCACCAAUGUCCAAUUAAUGGAAUCCAUUCAUCAUGAGAUUGAGGUGGAACAUAGAGAAAACAUCAAAAAUGUCAGGAAACGCAGUGGCUCCAAAUCAAAAAAGAAGAUAUCUCCUGAAGAGAGUCCCGUCGAAAAAGUCCAAGAGAAGUUGAGCGACGUGGACAAUUUCUACGACGACUUGAAUGAAAAGUACUUUGCACUUUAG